GCGGGCCUUCGUGGCGCGAGGACGUGCGCUAUGUUGAAAUUUCCGCUACGUAAACGCGCGUGCUCGUUCGUUUACCUCGUGUGAGUGCGUGUAAUAACAGAAAAACUAAUUUCAUCUCGACUGUUCCUCGAUAAUCGGACUGGGUUUAUCCUUCUGCGUGCUGCUGGACUAAUUUUGUUAUCUUUUUUUCUUUAAUUUUCAUUUAGUUUCGCUGGUGUUCUCGAGCUUAGUGGGAAGAGUUGGAGCAAGAUUGGCAAACGUUUCUUCAUUUGGCGACGGGUGUAACGAUGAUUCUUUCCGUCGAAACAAAGAUGGCCGAAAACGUAGUUGAAUUGCUGCCAACAUAGGACGUAGCACACAAAAAGACCAACAACCAAGGUCCAACGAUGGCCAUCUAGUAGCCGAAUCUCCAGUGCACCGCACUCUCAUAAAUACGCGUUGAAGCACCGAUUCACCAGGUUGGAGGGAAACUGCUGCCACGUUGUCACGAAGCUGCAAAGAAACGUAACGGCCGUAGAGACAUCGAGGGUGGCUCGCGUGCCAAGAAGAUGCGACUGUUCGCGUGGCCUGGCAGCGUGACUCGCGGCGGACUCAUAAACGAUGAAUUGGCGGGCAGCGAUGUUGGCUCAGCCGAGAAACGCGGCAGCAGCAGGAGCAGCAGCGGAGGAGGCAGCAGCCACGGCAGCCAGCGAACCGGCAGAUUGGACGCGCGAUCGGGCGAACGGCACACCAUCGGCUGGGCAUGUACGUCAUCUACCCGGCAGACGAGCUGUUGCGUAUCUAUGAGAACCCAGACCGUGAUCCUAGUCCAGUGUUGACCGGAGAUCGUCGGCCGAGUUGUCAGGUGACCGUGAUCGCUGUCAACGAGAGAAACGACCGCCCACUAGCACCAAGUUGGCUGGAUAGCUCGAAGAAGUGGAAAGAAAGGAGAAAGGAACGAGGACAGACACGUAGAAGAAAAGCGAGCCGUAACGAGGCUCCGCGUAGCCACGAGGUCGCGAAGGGUACUCGUCGCGAACAACACGCCAGGACUAUGCAAAACAGUCGCGUUGGCGCCGGCGAGGAUGCCGCCAAUCCUUUCAAGGAUCUCAUACAACCGGGGCUCAGCGAGCCGCUCAAGCAGCACAAUGCCGCCGCGCUCAAGCUCGUGCAGACCGUGUCAGAGUUCGCGCAGGAGCUGGGCGCGGCAAUGGAAAGCCACUCGGCAACCGUACGACGUCUUGUCGACGAGUUUCGCAGCCGAUCCGGAGACACCAGAGUUGAUUCCGGCGGAAUGCGUCGAGUUUGGGAAAGUUUACUGCGCCAGGUGCAAUCAGAUGCAGAAGCUCACUUGGAUCUGGCCGCGGUUCUCCAACAGCAGCUGUCUAGGCCCACCUUGGAGGCCAGCUUCCACCGAAAACUCCAGUCCAGAAAGGUGUUUGCUCAUCGCGAGGCCUACGAGCAGGUGGUGGCGAAGACCGAGGAGAAGCUGCAGCGUGCCCGCGCGGAUUACAAACGCGCCUACGCCUCUCUCUUAAUGAUAGAUGGCGGGAGUGAGCAGGAACUGAAACGCGCCUACUACGAGGCGCACAAUGCGUACGUUCUUCAAUUGAAAGCCACGAAUGCCAUCACGGAACGGUACCAGUCACAGUGCUUGCCUAGUCUGCUCGGUGAAAUAGCGGAAGUAUAUGAGGAGUUAUGUGGAUUGGCUUGCAAAUGCGUGGCUGGAAUAUCGGAGGCAGCCGCAGAGAGGGCUGGGGAUCAGGCGAAACGUUAUCAAGCGGUAGCGAAAGAGGCUCAAGUCAUAACACCGCUAAAUGAUUUGCAAAUUCUGGCACGGAGCCUAUCAGCCACCGCGACCCCAUCGAAGAAGCCCUCCAGGCGUCUGUUCGUGGCGCCAGGUCCGCCAGAACAAAUACCCAUGGAGAGAAUCAGUCAAAUACCGUCGCUGAGGGACGAACUAGCACCGACAGGAACCAGUACUCUGCCCCUGAUGGAGGAUUUACGACGAGAGCACGAUAGCCUAGCUCAAGAGAUCACGCGACUCCAGGACGCCUUGGAUACGUUGAUCCGCAUGCAACGAAAGAGCGCUGAAAGCAAUCUUUACACAAAAGUAGCCGAGCUCCAGGAAGACAUCUCUAUGAAGCGUUUCGAGCUAGGGGAGGCACAACUAUACCUCGCAGCCGUGCAAGCACAGAAGGAGCUGUUCGGGGCUGGAGAAGCCGGCCAACCGGAUGGGGUGAGCAGCCGGAAGAUGUCGAAUGGCUCGACCGGAAGUACCAAGCACAAAUGGUUGAAAGCGUUCAAGAGUUUGAAAACCAGCUCCCCGACGACUCCGCCAUCAACCGACAAAGGGAAACAGGCGAUGUACCAUGCUGUUUCUACAGUCGUCGCCAUGUCUAGGAAAAGUUUGGAGUCCGAGGGAGGUCACUCUUGGCGCGAGUACACUUAUCGAAAAAUCACUCCCUGCGAUGCGUGUGGCCAGGUGUUACGUGGCCAUAGCCGCCAGGGCGUCAGGUGUCGUGGCUGCAAAGCAAACGCUCACACCGACUGCAUCAACCUGGUGCAGCCCGUCAUGUGUCCGAGCCUGGCGCCUAAAAAGAGCGGAGGGAUUCCCCUUCUUCGUCGACAGAAGACUCAGACUCAAGUGGACGACACCGCGGCCGCAGAGUACAACGUGGACGCCAUAUACCAGGUGCUGAAGCAGGCAGGCGAGAUCCGUGGAAACUCGACAAACUCACCACCUACGCCUCCCACAGCAGAUCAUCCUCCAGCACCUUCGUCAGCGAGGGCUUCCUCCCACCCUUGUUCCUCGUCCACCUCUGCGCCGCAUAGUCCACAACGUAGACGCGAGAGACUGAACCUAAGGAUGAAGAGUCUCAGCUUGGAUUCUCCGGAGGGCACCGCUCACGUUCGACAUCGUCCACGUGAUUACUAUACCGGCGGCCAAAGAGAGUCCACGCCACCCAGACAUUCUGACAGUGGAAGCAUCAACAGAUUAUCGCCAUGUAGUCCAGGCCAGGGCCACAGCGUCCACAAGCACAUUAGGGGGGCCAUCAGGAUGUCCAGCAUGGAGCUGCCAGAUGAAAAUGAAAAAUCGUACUCAUCGGCGAGCACCUCUCCUUGCCCCUCGCCGCACACUAACAAUCAGAAUCACGUGAAUCCACCUGGAAAACGUGUUCUACCUCCUAAUAAUUUAUAUGUGGUGCUGUACAACUUCGAGGCGCGACAUCGGGACGAGUUGGACUUGAAAGCUGGCUACAAAGUGACAGUAAUUGAUAAAUCAGAGAAGGACUGGUGGAAAGGGAAGUGUUUGGGAGGCCGAGUGGGUUACUUCCCCAGUGCAUACGUUAUGCGAGUAGAGUCUGGGCAGAAGACGCUUCAGGUCACUCGCAACUUACAAUUAACUGACCAGAUUACCCUACUACGUGACCAGAUCGUGAUUCAGGUUGGCGAGGAGGUAGAUGGCGUAGCGAUGGUUCGUUGCGCCGCGGACGUGAGAUCAGCGGACCACACGGGCAAAGAGGGCGAGGUGCUGUACAGGGAAACUCUGUGCCCCUUGAAGUAUCUUCAGGAGGUGUGA
This is a messenger RNA of Bombus huntii, 3562 nucleotides long. RefSeq lists its product as uncharacterized. The transcript has 15 exons. The coding region runs from base 743 to 3562 and encodes 939 amino acids. Gene Ontology annotation, biological process: skeletal muscle contraction; positive regulation of protein localization to plasma membrane; positive regulation of voltage-gated calcium channel activity. Gene Ontology annotation, cellular component: extrinsic component of cytoplasmic side of plasma membrane. The record is from RefSeq and is a predicted model, not a curated record. Lineage: Eukaryota; Metazoa; Arthropoda; Insecta; Hymenoptera; Apidae. Gene Ontology annotation, molecular function: protein binding.